Messenger RNA from Abrus precatorius (Indian licorice), 339 nucleotides. RefSeq lists its product as uncharacterized. NCBI's taxonomy places the organism in Eukaryota, Viridiplantae, Streptophyta, Magnoliopsida, Fabales, Fabaceae. The coding region runs from base 1 to 339 and encodes 112 amino acids. The record is from RefSeq and is a predicted model, not a curated record. The transcript is spliced from 2 exons.
AUGUCUCCAUUUCGAGUGGUGUUUGGUAAAGCAUGCCACCUUUCGGUGGAAAUUGAGCAUAGAUCAUAUUGGGUUGUAAAGAGUUGUAACUUGACACUUGAGCAGGCUGGAAUUGAAAGGAAGCUCCAACUUCAGGAGCUUGAUGAGAUACGCUUGCAAGCCUAUGAGAAUUCUAGAUUGUAUAAAGAGAAAGUUAGGAGAUUUCAUGACACACAUAUUCUAAGGAAAGAGUUCUCUAUAGGCCAGAAAGUGUUAUUGUUCAACUCUCGGUUGAAAUUGAUUGCAGUUGAGAUUCAGGAUGAAGCUACUGGUAGGACUUUUAAAGUCAAUGGUCAUUAG